AUGCCUGCGGCCAGGGCAUCGUCAUCUUCGUUGAACCCGUGGGUCGCGCGAAACUGGGGGUUGGUCAUUGCGGCAGCAGCGACAGUGGCCACCGUCGCCUUCUCGCUGGGGACGACGGCAAGCACCUCGAGGUCCGGUGCGAUGACUGGCUCUGCUCGCGUUGGACAGCAGUCUCUCUACGCGUCCCCGAAGAGCCGCGGUGGCAUUUCCGUCGCCCAGGCGCAGCGACCCUCCUCGGUACGGCCGCAUGGACGUGUGCUGCAAGAGGAGACCCCCACUGUCAUCACCCCCAUUGUCGAGUACGGGACCAAGUUGCAGAUCUUCAUGUGCAAUCCUAGCCUGGAAGUGGAGGGAAACGACGCACACCUGGUAGAUGAGGCGAGCUUGGCCGCAGCACUCAGCAAUAUCAGCGGAAUCAAACAGGCCGAUGAAGGUGACAUCACGGUGACGAUCAAGACGGAGCCGGUGGAUGUGGACGACGUAAGCUACAUGUGCGACACGGACGGCAUGCUGCAGUGGCACGCCCAGGUCGAAUACAGUGCGGCCUACGCCGGCUCGAGAGACACUACGCCGGCCGUACUGGCAGCGCAAGCCAACGACUACGUGGCGUACUCGUCUUCCCAGUUCAAGGCAUUGCUGGCCGGAUUCAUCAAUGCUGAGUACGCGGGAGAAGUCGAGACGGUUGAGCUAUCUGCUGACGAUAUCUUGAUCCCCACCGUGGGUUGGAUCGUCACCUUCCCGGCGGAGGAGUCGGUCACGCAGGAGACCCACACCGCUGGCAGUUCAGAUGGACUUGCGAUGGGGAUUGGGAGCGACAGCAGUUUGUGGGCGUGGUGGGUGUGGCUGAUCUACGCGCUGCUGGUGGCGUGCUGCUUGGUGCCGCUGUGUUGCUGCUUGCGCAGGAGGCGAGCGGACGAAAAGGAGGCUGCCAGGGACCGCUUGAUUGCUACUCGCAAGGGCCGGGGCGAAGAGGGCCUUGCCAAGAUUCGCGGACCGGAGUGGGGCAUCACCGAGCUAGACUUCGAAGGUGACUACGACGCCUACCAAAGCCAGGAGAUGAAGCGCGAGUAUGACGGCGCCGGAAGGGGCGUAGAACCGACGGCAUACAGACCAUCCCACAGGGCCGGCCAGCAGAGCGUCAGCGCUCAAGCGUGGAUGCAGGAGGCUGGCAAAAAAUCUGCCUGGGCACAGCCUUCCGGCAAUUCGUCACGGCAAGGCGGUGGACAAAGCCCGGUGGUCCGGCGUUUCGACAUCGACGACGACGAUGCUGACGAUGGAGUUGGAAAGCUUCGCAGCAAGCACCCCCAGUACAGCUUCGACGUAGGACGGGGAGGAUUCAAUGAUCGUGAUGGCGAAUCGAAGUCCUGA
Molecule: messenger RNA, 1368 nt
Organism: Ectocarpus siliculosus
Lineage: Eukaryota; Phaeophyceae; Ectocarpales; Ectocarpaceae
Source: the annotation of a GenBank genome assembly